Molecule: messenger RNA, 855 nt
Organism: Symbiodinium natans
Lineage: Eukaryota; Dinophyceae; Suessiales; Symbiodiniaceae
Source: the annotation of a GenBank genome assembly
AUGUGGCUGGGGAAGCCAUGGACUUCAAUUCUCUUCGGCCUGCGCGGCCGCCGCUGCAGCUUUUGCUGCUUCUGCUUCCUUGCGCUCUGGUGCAGCGUUUUUUGUGCCUUCAUGCUCAGCGACACACUGCUCAGCUUCCACAGGGGUGGCAUCUGGCGGGCGUACUUUAUGCCCACGCCGGAGAUGUGGGACUCCAUCCAUCGUCACGGGGAUAGCUCCUCCGGUGGAAUUUGGCAUUACGACAAGGUCAAAAUGGAGGCCAACCAUGCCGUCAGAUACUUGAUGGAGAAAACGUACGGCACUCUGCUGGACGUCUCCUGCAACGUCGGCUUCACCUUGGCCAACUUGCUGCGGCGCCACCCAAGAGCCCGACACUUUGGGACGGACAUCAGCAGAGUCAUGGUGGAUGCCACGAAGAGGAACUGCCCUGGCUGCUGGGCCACGCAGUUUGACCUCGGCCGUCUCCAGAACACGAGGAGCCCGAGACAUCUGCUCCGGAGUGCCUGGCAGCUUGAGGGGCCCAAGGAGCAGCUUGAGGAGCUUGAGGUGCCAGAGACCUUCGACGUGAUCCUGGUUUCCGACGUGUUGAUCUACAUCAGCUGGGCUGGCAUACCACCGUUCUUUCUACGGUGUCACUGCUGUUGCUCAGUCUUCCGCAGCUGGGCACUUUCUUCUCAGAGAGCUUUCAUGCAGAACAUUGCGAGCCUGGCAAAGGACGAGGUCGUCUUCUCGCAGCACCAGAACAACAUCGUGGUGACCACCAUGAUGAGGGAGCUGAAGGUCCGCUUCGAUGAAGACCGCGGUGUCUGGAGACUUCCUGGCACAGCCAAGGCAGCCAAUCACACCGUCGCAUGA